Molecule: messenger RNA, 2349 nt
Organism: Dendronephthya gigantea
Lineage: Eukaryota; Metazoa; Cnidaria; Anthozoa; Malacalcyonacea; Nephtheidae
Product: FAD-dependent oxidoreductase domain-containing protein 1-like
Exons: 8
Coding region: 192-1481 (429 amino acids)
Cellular component (GO): cytoplasm
Molecular function (GO): oxidoreductase activity
Source: RefSeq, a predicted model, not a curated record
GUUUCUGCAUCUGACAAGGCAGCACUUCUACGCGAUAGUAACAGUUAGUUAUUAUUGGAAUAUUGGUGUCUAUAAACGUUUAUUCAAUAAUUGUGAAUAUUUGGAACAUUUUGGCUGAACGCAAAGCACAAUACGUAAAAUGUGAUUUAUAACGCCGUGAAUUACCGCUAAGUAAUUCUGUAAUUGAAAGUAUGCGUGUAGGUCUAGGUGUGUUUCGUUAUUUACAAAAUACUAGUUCAAAUAUUCGACCAUUGUUAAGAAGACGUAUAAAUACAGAAUGCAAGAAAACCUAUGAUGUUAUUAUAGUCGGAGGUGGUGUAAUGGGCCUUAGCUCUGCGUAUUUUCUCGCGCAAAGACUAAAUCCUUCGUCCAUUUGUGUUAUUGAACGGGAUACAAAGUAUUCCCAAAACUCCACAGUGCGGUCAUGGGGCUCUAUACGUCAACAAUUUUCAAUUGCUGAAAACAUUCAAAUGUCAAAAUUUGGAUUUGAAUUCUUACAAAACCUGGAUGAUUAUCUUGGUAUCAAAGGCGAGGAUUCUCUAGAUGUGCAGUUUAAACAUGGCACAUACUGUUUCCUUUCCUCUGAUGCUGGGAGAUCUAUUUUGGCAGAGAAUGCUGACAUUCAGAGGUCAAACGAUGUUGAUAUAUCAUUAUUGUCAAGAGAGGAAUUAUCUAAAAAAUAUCCUUGGUUGAACACAGAUGGUGUUGCGCUUGCCACAAAUGUCAACCGUGGUGAAGGAUGGUUCGAUCCAUGGCUGUUGCUAUGUCAUUUCAAAAACAAAAUUUCUAAUAUGGGAGUACAGCUGAUUGGAGGAGAAGUACAUGAUGUAGAAGUGAAUAAUGGGAGAGUAUCAAAAGUACAGUUGAUUAGAUCGGAGAGUUCGUCAAAGGAAACCCUGCAAUGUGGAAAUUUAGUAAACGCUACUGGCGCUUGGGCCCAACCAUUGGCUGCAAAGCUUGAUAUAAGUCUUCCAGUGAGAGCAGCAAAGCGGGUGACAUAUGUUGUUGAUUGCCCAGAUGGGUUUACUGAUGCUGUGUUAUUAUUUGAUACAGCUCAGAAUAUUUAUCUACGCCCAGAAAGCAGUAAACAAUUCAUCGUGGCUGAACAUCCUGAAGAGGAAGAUCACAGUCAUCAUGAUAGAGAUUUUGAAGUAGACUACGACUACUUUGAUACAAAUAUCUGGCCAAAACUGGCGUAUCGUAUUCCAGCUUUUGAACGGCUAAAGGUAACAAGUGCAUGGGCUGGAUUCUAUGACUACAAUAUUUUGGACCAAAAUGGAAUAAUUUCCGGCCAUCCUGAGAUAGAAAAUUUUUAUUUCUGUAAUGGUUUUAGUGGCCAUGGUAUUCAACAGUCCCCGGCUGUGGGUAGAGCAAUCAGUGAACUAAUUAUUGAUAAAAAGUUUAAAAAUAUUGAUUUAUCACGAUUCUCUUUUGAAAGGUUUAAGGCUAAUAACUUGAUAAUUGAGAAUAAUAUAAUUUAAUCAAUUCAUUGAUAGCGUUUAUUUUUUUACCCCCCCCCCGGCCUGUUUUGGUACGACGUCGUACAAAAAUUUGGGUCGCGCGUUUUUAUUGCAAGAGUUACCUCCCCCACCAACCAAUAUGGCUUUGGUUUCAGGAUAGAAGGGUUUUGUGUUUUGUUUAGGUGUACAUAUAGCAAUCUUAUUCUACCAAACCGUAGUUACCAUGCACUCAGUGGUAGUUACAUACUUCCGGUUAACAUGAGAUGCAGGCGGUGAGUCAGGACCUUAGUACCAGUCUCUCUAACCCAUGCCCGUGUGCAGUCGUGAGCAGUAAGUAUCUACCUAAUAUGAACGAGUUUUGUGAUUGGCUUUUUUGUAACAAUAGUGAACAGUAAACUCUGGAGUUUUUGGUUUUUUUUUUAAACUCCACUACCAUGACUGUUUCGCUCACGACCAAGAAAAUUACAAAAAUUACUGCUCUUUCUGUACAAUUAUCGAAGUUUAGCGAAGUUACUAUUCAACAGUUAGCUUCUAUUAUUGGAACUCUUGUCUGUACACUCCCAGGAGUUGAAUGUGGACCGUUACUAUACUAUAGAGCACCAGAGCGUGAUAAGACCCUAGCGUUACGACACUCGCACGGGGAUUUUGAACAAAAAUUGUGUCUAUCACAGGCCAGUAUUGAUGAACUUAAGUGGUGUGUUUUUUUUCUCCUUUUUCUUCCUUCCACACGCUUUUCCUUCUUUAAAUUGCUAGAUGCCUAUACGAAAAGUACUUACAAGACGAAAUUACCAUGAUCAUCGUGGUUCCAAUUUCGACGACUUAGGCUGUAUCCACAAUUGCUUUAAAGUCUCAUGUUACCGCAAGUACGUAACUACGGUUUGCCAGAAUU